This is a messenger RNA of Vicia villosa (hairy vetch), 1145 nucleotides long. Its product is annotated as probable xyloglucan endotransglucosylase/hydrolase protein B. The record is from RefSeq and is a predicted model, not a curated record. Gene Ontology annotation, biological process: cell wall biogenesis; xyloglucan metabolic process. Gene Ontology annotation, cellular component: cell wall; apoplast. Lineage: Eukaryota; Viridiplantae; Streptophyta; Magnoliopsida; Fabales; Fabaceae. Gene Ontology annotation, molecular function: xyloglucan:xyloglucosyl transferase activity; hydrolase activity, hydrolyzing O-glycosyl compounds. The transcript has 4 exons. The coding region runs from base 48 to 947 and encodes 299 amino acids.
AGGCUUAUAUAUACCCAAGUCUUUGCUACAAAAUCUUCACAACUUGCAUGAAAACAACACACAACAUGGGUUCUUCAUUUUGGACUAUGUGUAUAGUUUUAUCAUCACUAGUUUCUUCUUCAUUCUGUGCUCUUCCACGAAGGCCAGUGGAUGUUCCAUUUGGCAGAAACUAUUACCCUACUUGGGCUUUUGAUCACAUCAAAUACUUCAAUGGUGGUUCUGAGAUUCAACUUCAUCUUGAUAAGUCCACUGGUACUGGUUUUCAGUCGAAAGGUUCAUACUUGUUUGGUCAUUUCAGUAUGAACAUUAAGAUGGUUCCUGGUGAUUCAGCUGGAACAGUAACUGCCUUCUAUUUAUCUUCUCAAAAUGCUGAACAUGAUGAAAUAGAUUUUGAGUUCUUGGGCAACAGAACUGGACAACCUUACAUUUUACAAACAAAUGUGUUCACUGGUGGACAAGGUAACAAAGAACAGAGGAUCUUUCUUUGGUUUGAUCCUACAAAAGAGUUUCACAGAUACUCCAUUCUAUGGAACAUGUACCAGAUUGUUUUCUAUGUGGAUGAUGUUCCAAUCAGGGUGUUCAAGAACAGCAAGGACUUGGGAGUGAAAUUUCCAUUUGACCAACCAAUGAAGAUAUACAACAGUUUAUGGAAUGCGGAUGAUUGGGCAACAAGAGGUGGUUUGGAGAAAACAGAUUGGUCAAAAGCACCAUUCAUAGCUGGAUACAAAAGUUUCCACAUUGAUGGCUGUGAAACUUCUGUUAAUGCAAAAUUCUGUGCGACACAAGGAAAGAGAUGGUGGGAUCAAGUUGAGUUUCGUGAUCUUGAUGCUGCUCAAUGGCGUAGCUUAAAGUGGGUGAGAGAGAAAUACACCAUUUACAAUUACUGCACUGAUAGAAAACGUUUACCUCAGAUUCCUCCCGAAUGCAAAAGAGAUGGUGACAUAUAAAUAUUCAUGUAUACUGCAUAAUUUUACUAUGAAUUUCUUUUUGUAUGUAUUUGUAUCAUAAAUUAUUUGUUGUUGCCACUGUUAUAUUAAUUACAUGAACAAUGUAGUGAUUCUAAGGCCGAACCUAAGGGAGCCUCUAUGUAUAUGUAAUUCUAUAUUGAUUGAUCAUUUAUCAAUAAAAGUAACAACUGUUUGCUA